Staurois parvus is the source of this 366-nucleotide messenger RNA. NCBI's taxonomy places the organism in Eukaryota, Metazoa, Chordata, Amphibia, Anura, Ranidae. The record is from the annotation of a GenBank genome assembly.
AUGGGGCCCCCGGGCAAUAGGGGAUCAUGGGGCCCCUGUGUCCUUGCCCAAACUCAAAAAAGUCUAUGAAAAUGGUACCAGGGGCAUCUUAUGGGGCCCCCUACUGACCCCGGGCCCCCAGGCAGUGCCGGAGUUUCCAAAUGGUCAGUCUGCCCCUGGCUGUACCUACAAAAUGGUGCUCUGUGCAGGGGCGGACUGACAACUCAUGGGGCCCCCGGGCAAUAGGGGAUCAUGGGGCCCCUGUGUCCUUUCCAAACUUAAAAAAGCCUAUGAAAAGGGUACCAGGGGCAUCUCAUGGGGCCCCCUACUGACCCUGGGCCCUCGGGCAUUGCCCGAGUUUCCAAAUGGUCAGUCCGCCCCUGGCUC